This is a messenger RNA of Archocentrus centrarchus (flier cichlid), 8450 nucleotides long. RefSeq names its product myosin IXB (gene myo9bl). The transcript has 44 exons. NCBI's taxonomy places the organism in Eukaryota, Metazoa, Chordata, Actinopteri, Cichliformes, Cichlidae. The coding region runs from base 538 to 7431 and encodes 2297 amino acids. Gene Ontology annotation, cellular component: myosin complex; actin filament; lamellipodium. Gene Ontology annotation, molecular function: ATP binding; ATP hydrolysis activity; GTPase activator activity. The record is from RefSeq and is a predicted model, not a curated record. Gene Ontology annotation, biological process: lamellipodium morphogenesis; actin filament-based movement; intracellular signal transduction.
ACAGGGUGCCUUUAUUGUAUAGAAUCUGGUGUGUGCGCCGUUUUCCUCAACUUUUUUUUUUCACAGGCUGUCGCUGCUGUUAUUUAGGCACAGAGAAAGGAAGUAGCGGCAGGCUAGCUGGUUAGCCGGUCUGAAAUCACACCGUCUGUUAGGAAAGAGGAAUUUUUUUAUCCCCAGAAACGACUCUUCGCUGUUUAAGUAGUCUGCGCUUUUUGUUCCUCUCUCGGUUCAUUUCAGGUUCUUUUCGCCUCGGAUCGAAACAUUCAGAGUGAUUCAGCUGUGAGCUUUGUCUGUUUGCCACUUUACCGUUUGUAGCCUGCUAGGGAUAAACCAGCCUUAUUUUCACCAGAGGAGAAAGCAGAGGGGGCAAAGGCAGAAUUGCGACGUGAUUAUCAUUUUUUUUUUCAGCAGUUGGUUGAAUCGCGGUGGCAUUUGAGGAUUAUACCAGGACAAUGAGAAAAACAGACGGCAAAGGUGCUGCGUGGUGAGAGCGAAGCAGUGGGUGCGGCAUGCUGAGGCCACACCCCCUGGCUCAGAAUGAGUGUCAGAGAUGGCGCUGCCAACAUGGCAACGAAUGCAGGUGGUGGAGGCGGUGGUGGCGGGCUAGCUAGCCCUACUGAUCAAGAUGGCCGCUCAUACCUGCUCCAGAUCUAUCCAAGGUUGGCUGCCUAUCCCUCCACCUGCUGCAACCUUAGAGUGCAGAAGGAUGCAACGGCAGCUUCGGUGAUUUCGGACGCUGCUACAGCACUGGGGCUGGACCCUAGCCGCCUGUAUGUGCUGGCAGAGGUGAAGGAAUGUGGCGGGGAAGAGUGGGUACUGGAGGCUGGAGACCUACCAGUACAGAGGUUUCUGCUGUGGCCUCGAAAAGCCCAGGAGCAACACCCCCAGAACUUUGGCUUUUACUUCUUACUACAGGAGAGGAAUCGCGAUGGCUCAAUCCGUUAUGUCCACCUCCCAACCUUGUCCAAGGAACAAGAGGCACAGCGGCUUGCUGCCAGGGGUUUCCUUCCCCGUCCCCAGGAUGAUUUUGCAGACCUCUGCAACCUCCCCGUCCUCAAUGAGGACAGUAUAUUAAACAACUUGCGCACACGGUUUUACAAGAAAAAGAUCUACACCUAUGCAGGCAGCAUCCUCAUCGCCAUCAACCCCUUUAAGUUCCUGCCUAUCUACAACCCUAAGUAUGUCAAGAUGUACGAGAACCACCAGCUGGGCAAACUGGAGCCUCAUAUUUUUGCUAUCGCAGAUGUGGCCUACUAUGCUAUGCUCAGGAAGAAGGUCAACCAAUGCAUUGUCAUCUCUGGGGAAAGUGGCUCAGGCAAGACCCAGAGUACUAACUUCCUGAUCCACUGUCUGACUGCCCUCAGCCAGAAGGGCUAUGCCAGUGGGGUAGAGAGGACCAUUCUGGGGGCUGGACCUGUUCUAGAGGCCUUUGGGAACGCUAAGACAGCCCACAACAACAACUCCAGCCGCUUUGGUAAAUUCAUCCAGGUUAAUUAUCUGGAGAGUGGAGUGGUCAGAGGGGCAGUGGUGGAGAAGUACCUCCUGGAGAAGUCUCGUCUGGUCUCCAGAGAGAAGAAUGAGAGGAACUACCACGUGUUUUACUACCUGCUGCUGGGUGCUUCAGAGGAAGAAAGAAAGGAAUUUAAAUUGCUGCCGCCUGAAGACUAUUUCUACCUCAAGCAGCAAAAUUUUAAGAUAGAAGAUGAGGAAGAUUUGCGUCAUGAUUUUGAAAGGCUGCAGCAGGCGAUGGAGAUGGUCGGCUUCCUUCCUGCCACCAAGAAACAGAUCUUUUCUGUGCUCUCUGCCAUCUUGUACCUUGGCAACGUGACCUACACGAAGAAGGCAACAGGCCGAGAAGAAGGCUUGGAUGUAGGACCACCAGAAGUCCUGGCAACCCUCUCUGACCUGCUAAAGGUUAAAGAGGAGCUGCUGGUUGAGGCGCUGACAAAGAGGAAGACGGUGACUGUCAACGACAAGCUGAUCCUCCCCUACAGACACUCUGAGGCUAUUACCGCAAGGGAUUCUAUGGCCAAAUCUCUGUACAGCGCCUUAUUUGACUGGAUUGUUCUGCGCAUCAAUCACGCACUGCUCAACAAGAAAGACAUGGAGGAAUCUGUUCCAUGCUUAUCCAUCGGUGUGCUGGACAUUUUUGGCUUUGAGGACUUUGAGACCAACAGCUUCGAGCAGUUUUGCAUCAACUAUGCAAAUGAGCAGCUGCAGUAUUACUUCAACCAUCACAUCUUCAAUCUGGAACAGGAGGAGUACCAAGCAGAGGGAAUCACCUGGCACAACAUAGACUACAUAGACAAUGUGGGCUGCAUCCAUCUCAUCAGCAAGAAGCCCACUGGCUUGCUCUACCUCCUGGAUGAAGAGAGCAACUUUCCUCAUGCCACAGAUGAGACCUUAUUAGCCAAAUUCAAGCAGCAGCACCAGUGCAAUAAAUACUUUGUACCCACACCAGUCAUGGAGCCCGCUUUCGUCAUUCAACACUUUGCUGGGAAAGUAAAAUAUCACAUCAAGGAUUUCCGGGAGAAGAACACAGACCACAUGCGCCCGGACAUUGUAGCACUGUUACGAAGCAGCGACAGAGCAUAUGUGCGGCAGCUCAUAGGCAUGGAUCCGGUGGCCAUGUUUCGAUGGGGCAUCCUGAGAGCUACGAUCAGGGGCCUGGCUGCUUUCAAUGAGGCUGGUCGCGCCUGGGCAGCUAAAACUGCAGGUGUUGUCCGUCCAGUCACCAGAACUCCUUUAGGAGAGCUUCAGCGGUCCAAUGCACCAAUAGAAAGAAUGUACAAACGAGCUUCUAUGCUCGAUUUCUACUUUGAUCACUCAGAGGAGCGCCCUCUAGAGGCCUUUGAAGACAUCUUUGCUAGCUAUGACAGUAAGAAAGACAUGCAUGCAGAGAUCAUCAGCUCCAUUAAGAACUUGCAGUUGGAUGGUGAAGACCCUCGCAAACUGCUGCAAUCCUGGGGUCGCCUCCGGUUCCCGCGACACGUCCUUCAGAAAAACAAGAUGAUCAAACAAAGACAGCCCAUCCCAAAGAAUCUGCUGGAUUCUCAAUCUCUAAAGGUCAUCGUGAGCCUGACUUUGCACGAUCGCACUACCAAGUCUCUGCUCCACCUGCACAAGAAGAAAAAACCUCCCAGCAUCAGUGCCCAGUUCCAGACGUCUCUGACCAAGCUCUUAGAGACUCUGAACAGAGCAGAGCCUUUCUUCAUCCGGUGUAUCCGCUCCAAUGCUGAGAAGAGGGAGAUGCAUCUGGAUGAAGCCUUGGUGGUGCAGCAGCUGCGAUACACAGGAAUGCUGGAAACCGUUCGUAUCAGGAGGUCAGGCUACGGAGCCAAGUACACAUUCCAGGAGUUCAUGGAACAAUUCAGAGUUUUGCUGCCAAAGAAUGCUUCUGCCUCUAAAGAGGACAUCUCAGCUCUGCUCGAGAAGAAGAUGGGCCUGAACCCCACGACUUACCAGAUAGGCAAAACUAAGGUAUUCUUGAAAGAGCUGGAGCGACAGCAGCUGCAGGAUGUGCUGCACAAGGACGUCAUGCGCAAGAUCAUCUUCCUUCAGCGCCGGGUCAGAGCUCACCUGCAGAGGAGAGAGUUUCUAGAAAUGAGACGGGCAGCCAUCUCGAUCCAGCGUUCAUGGCGCAGGUACCGCAGAGAAAGACGACAGGCAGCCACUCUGAUCCAGGCAGUGUGGAGAGGGCACAAACAGAGAUCAGAGUACGCCAGGCAAAGAAGGGGUGCUACAAAAAUCCAAGCCCUGGUCAGAGGACACUCAGCACGCAGAAGAUGCCACUCCAUACGUGAGGAAAAACGGAAGAAAGAGGAGGAAGAAGAAGCUCGCAGGAGGGCAGAAGAAGAAAGGAGGAGGAGGGAAGAGGAGGAAGAGGCUAGAAGAAAAGAGGCAGAAGAGGAAAGACUAAGGAUGGAAGAAGCAGCAAGGAGAAGGGCAGAAGAGGCAGCCAGGAGAGCAGAAGAAGAGGAGCAAAGACUGGCAAGAGAACCUCAAACAAGAGAGGACUCAGAUAUAGAGCUGGUCACUGAGGAGAUGCUGGACAAAAACCUCCCUGUCCAGAGGUUAGAGGAGGAAAAGGAGGAAGAAGAGACGAGACGACAGGGGGGUGAAGAGGUUAAUAAAAGUUUGCAUUCAGAGGAGGAACAGGGCAAAGAGGAAGAACUAGAGAAUGAGGGAAUGUUUAUGGAAACUUCUGGUACCCAAGCUGAGGCUGGACCCCAGCUGUAUAAGAAAGGGGACGAGGAUUUGGAGAACCAAACACUAGAAGAGCUAGAGUCAAAAUCUGAUCUGCCCUCUAAUGCACUUACACUCGCAUCUCCAGCUGAGGGGGAGGAUAAAGAGGCUAGCACUACCUCCACAUCUUCAGAUGCUGAACAAAAGCGAGUACAACCUUCAGCUAUUAACAGAGGCCAGUCAACCAGGAGUCAGGAGAAGCGAGAGCAGAGGAGACGAAGAGGGCUGGAACACAGCCGCAGAGAGUCUGAACGAGCUGCCUCCGCUUCAUCCAUCACCAAGGAUCCAAAAUCCACACAGACGAGCAAAAACCAGGAGACGUCAAAGCUAAAAGAGCGGUCGGACAGCAAGGAGCUGGACCAGUACACCUUUGUGACCUGGAAAGGGAAGGAAGACAAGGGAGGGAAGGAGGAGGCAAAAAGUUCUCCUCCCUCUGCUGGUCCUGUUCGUCCAUCUACAUUAACCCUGCAGCUCACUCAUUCCAAUGGCCUAGGCGAGAGUGCCGGAACGGUAACUCUGCAGCGUCGGCCUGGAGCAAUAAAGGAGAAGCCAGAGAAGUGGAAGGGGAGGAGCAGUAAUGGAGAACUCUCUGAGAGCACCAACCCUCUUCCACCUCAAAGCAGAGGAGAAAGGACCAAAAAGCUGAAUGAAACAUCCUCAUCGAUUGAUAGCUUGUCUCCAGGUUCUGAAGCCGCAGGUCCCAUUUGCACCAAAGAGCUUUCCCCAGCUGAACGUUCUGGUGAUAUCUCAAAGGGAGGCUCCAUGAGAAAGAGACAGCCGGAGCCUUCUGGUUACCAAGAUUCACCCCACUUCAUCCCAUCCACACCAGAGAGGCCUAGCGGUUUCUUCAGCAAAAUUUUGAAAAAGCGCAAAGAGGCCCAGACUCCAGACAAUGGAGAGCUGACCUUUGCUCAAACCCUCAAUGAGAAGCAAACCACAUCGGAAGCACCAUCAUCCGGACACCCACCUCGGUCUCAUUCCCAGUCCAGUGACCGUGCUGGUAAACCUUUAGGCAAAAAUCCCAGCAUUAAAAUCAGUCGUGCCACGCGGGUCUCUGAACAGUGGAACGCCUCGCUGGAUCGAGAAAUCACUAACGCCAAUGAGCUGCGGCACCUUGAUGAGUUUUUGGGCAACCAGGUGAAUGAUUUCCGCUCCAGGGGCAAGACACUGUCAGAGACAGAAAACAUCUUUGUCACAGCCACCAUGCAGUUCAGAGAGAAUAUCAAAGCCAUGUAUUCUCUCCCAAAACCCACCAUUGGCUACAAAGGUCUAAUGUCAGGCUACCAGAACAAAGUGAUGCACCUGGCAGGGAGCAAAAAGGAAGAAGUCCAACUAGUGGUGAAUCUGUUCCAGUCAGUGCUGGAUGGCUUCAUCAGAGGAGAGAUGAAGAAGGAGGAGGCUGAUCCUAUGAAGCCUGCCAAAGCUAGAAAGAAGAGGAGGAAAAAAGACAAAAAUGUGGACAGUCCUCUGGAUCACAUUUUCAGCAACUAUCAGGUCAACAUUAUGCAGUCAUGUGACCAGUGUAGUUCUUACAUCUGGGGCAUGGAGAAAGCCUACAUGUGCAGCAACUGUAAAAUGGUGUGCCACAAGAAGUGCAUCUGCAAAAUAACCACUGACUGCUCCACCUACUGUGCCAAAAAGAAUGACGACGAGUUCACGGGGCAGCACUUCGGGGUGCGCGUGUGUCACCUGGUCAGUGAUAAGAAUCCAGUACCGAUGGUGCUGGAGAUGAUGCUGGAGCACGUGGAGAUGCACGGCCUGUACACGGAGGGCAUCUAUCGCAAAUCAGGCUCUGCCAACAGAAUUAAAGAGCUUCACCAGAGACUAGAUACAGACCCCCACUUGGCCUGCCUUGAAGACUAUCCCAUCCACACAGUGACAGGUUUGGUGAAGCAGUGGUUGAGAGAGCUGCCAGAUCCGCUCAUGACCUUUACACAUUACACCGACUUUCUGCAUGCAGUGGACCUCCCAGAGAAGCAGGAGCAGCUUCAUGCCAUCUAUAAAGUGCUGGAGGAGCUCCCUAUAGCAAACUACAACACAUUGGAGAGACUGGUCUUCCACCUCGUCAGGGUGUGCAAAGAAGAGGCUCACAACCGCAUGUCUCCUAACUCAUUGGCCAUUGUGUUUGCACCAUGUAUUCUGCGCUGCCCAGACAGCGAAGACCCGUUGCUCAGCAUGAAAGAUGUUGCCAAGACAACUGUGUGUGUGGAGAUGCUCAUCAACGAGCAGAUCCGACGCUACAAUGAGAAGAUGGAGGAGAUCGAGCAGCUGGAGUAUGCCGAAGCUCUAGCCGUUAACCAGCUGAAACUCAAGAGGAAGAACACGCACUACUGGCAUUUACCGCUCAGGUUAACAGCUCCUUACAAAGGAGUGGUGAUGCAUGAGAAGGUCAGUACUGAUUUGAGUGUGGUCCCUGAGAACGAGCCUCUGGACUCGGACACAGAGGCUGAGAAGAACCUGGUGGAACGGAUCAAAUCCAUCAAACAGGAGAAAGAAGAUCUGGCCUGUCGACUGCCAGAGAUGGAGCAGCUUGGUUCAGACCAGGAGAAUUUGGACUCCGAAGCCUCGCUAAGCUCUGAGAGCCUCUUGGACGAGCAGCAGCGCUCUUCUGCCCACAGCUCAGACCCUGAAGGACGAGGUGGCCAUCAGCUAAGAACCAAACCACUUUGUGCUACCAGACCUUCAGAUCUAGCCCAGCGGCCUAAAGUCCCUGGUGGAUGCAUCUCUCUGCCAAACCUCACUCCUGCUAGCUCCACCUCUUCUCUGUCCAGCUGCACUUCUUCAACCUCUGAAUCCUCCAGCGCCUCCUUCAGGCAUCUGUUUCAACGCCGCAACCCUAUCAUCCCAAACACAAUUAAACUCCCCCUGGGAGUCCGCCCCCAGUCAGCAGCCUUGAGUCCAGCUCAGAUUUGUAAUCCUCCAGGAAAUCAAGGACCUGCCUACUCGGUCAAGAGACGAGAGCACCCCGGCCGCCGCAAAGACAGCACCCAGUCCCUUUACCUCGACGGCUCAGAGCGCGACUUGUUGUUGCAAUUUUCUUCCUGUUCUUUUUCAGCCGCUUCUUCCUCUUCUUCCAUUUCCACGGUUGCACCCUCUCCUCAGCUCCAGCACCUCAAGACAGAAGUCGCAAAUGCCCAGAGACGAUUUUCUGACCCAGACAUCCCAUACAUGGACGAUGAUGUCUGAGCAGGGAGGAACAGAAACGACUGGAGUAGUGAAGAGGAUUAAGGGCAGCAAUCUGCAAACAGAGAGCGCUCGCAGAGGAUGGAACUUUAUUUGUGUAUGAACGGAAACGAGAGGACGUGAUGAAGCGUGCAGCUCCUGCAGUGACGAACUCAAGUCACAAAAUGCAGCUUCUGCUAUCUGAGGCAAGGCAAUGCAAACGUGUCGUCAACCUAUGACAGCAAAAAUGACUGGACCAGAUGUUGCCAAGCACCUUUUCGGUCUUUUUAAUAUAUUGUCCAUACUGUCAGUGAAGUCAGUUGGACCAGAGGCUGUUUUUUCCCCUGUAGCCUCAUGAUGAUUUUUCUUUUUUUUUUUUUUUUAAAUUGUGCUAAUUCAAAAAAUAUUGCAGAUUUCAGUCGCACUUUUCAUUUCUUAGUUCUCCCAGUGAGCAAAAUAUGCUCUCUGAAAUGUUAGGUAGUGCCUUGAUAUUGUACAUUGACUUGAUAAAGAAGCUCAUUCUCAUGUCAUGAUGAUGGAACAGUGCUCGUAGAGGGAGGGAGGGAGGGUUGUGUUUAUUGUUCAAAACAAGGACCUAAACCUGCACAUUGUGACUAUUGCACACACAAAAAAAAAACCAACCUCUGUUUGCCUUCAUCUUUUACCUGCCGCACAACACUCCGGAUAGGAAGUCAUUGCAUUCACAUAGCAAAGGGAAUGGGAGCAGCACACGCCACUUUCUCCGCUGAAACGACAAAAAAACACAAACCCAACCAUGAUCCAACAGCCAUGCCGCAAUGUACCCCUGAACUUCCCCUCCUCUAAAAUCACUCAGCCCCACGAUGAGAAACAUCUCCUGAAGCUCAGCUUCGUAUGAAACCUAAUACUAAUGUUCCUCUGACUGAUGUUCUGAUGUUCGCUAGUUCGUUUGGAUUAUGAGGAAGAUGUUCUGAUGUGUAAUAGAGCGUGUAUGGUGUCUGCGACUGAACGAGCUGUAAUGGUUGCUAGUAUUAACAUGAAAAUACAGUACAUGAUGCUUGUAA